Molecule: messenger RNA, 2069 nt
Organism: Thlaspi arvense
Lineage: Eukaryota; Viridiplantae; Streptophyta; Magnoliopsida; Brassicales; Brassicaceae
Source: the annotation of a GenBank genome assembly
CUCCCGCGGCAAGUGUUAUUUUUGUUCAAUGGUUUUUUGGCUAUUUGCUAAAUAUAAAUUCAAUUAUUUGAUAAUUUCUAAGAAAAAAUAAAGAGAAUAAAUCAUCGGAAUAAAUGGUCUUCUCUCGUCCGUCUCCAUCUCUCAGCUCUGUGCAGUCUGCACACACCCACAUAUAUUCAGAUAUAUACAUACACACACAUACCAUUUUCUCUGUCACUUUUUCGAUUAAAUAAAAAAACAAAUAUAAAAAGUUUCUGUGGAUUGAUAAUUGAAACAUGAAACAAUCGUCAUAGAAGCAGAGAUUCACCUUCCCCCUUUCUUUAUCUUUCCCUCUCAGAAACAGGAAAUUCGAAAGAAAAAAAAAAGAGUCACUGAAACGAUGGCGUUUCACCAUAACCAUCUCUCUCAGGACCUCUCCUUCAAUCAUUUCACCGACCAACACCAACCUCCUCCUCCGCCGCCUCCGCCUCCUCAACAGCAACAGCAGCAGCAACAUUUCCAGGAAGCGCCGCCUCCUAAUUGGCUCAACACGGCGCUUCUUCGCUCCGACAACAACUUCCUCAACCUCCACACAGCCACCGCCAACACUACCGCCGCAAGCAGCUCCGAUUCUCCUUCCUCCGCCGCUGCCGCCGCAGCCGCCGCUAAUCAGUGGCUCUCCCGCUCCUCAUCUUCCUUCCUCCAACGAACCGGAAGUAACAACAACGCCGCAGCCGCCUCCGGUGCUGCCGUUGUCGGAGACGUCAUCGACGAUGUCACCGGAGGAGCGGAGACGAUGAUCGGCGGGGAGAUGAAGAGCGGGGAGAACAAGAACGACGGAGGAGGAGCGGUGGUCGAGGGCGUUGUGAGCUGGCAGAAUGCGAGGCACAAGGCGGAGAUCCUCUCCCAUCCGCUCUACGAGCAGCUUCUGUCGGCGCACGUCGCGUGUCUAAGAAUCGCGACGCCGGUCGACCAAUUGCCGAGGAUCGACGCCCAGCUUGCGCAGUCACAGCACGUCGUCGCUAAAUACUCCGCCUUAGGCGCCGGUCAAGGACUCGUCGGCGACGACAAAGAGCUUGACCAGUUCAUGACGCAUUAUGUGCUGCUUCUGUGCUCAUUCAAAGAGCAAUUGCAACAACACGUGCGUGUUCAUGCAAUGGAAGCUGUGAUGGCUUGCUGGGAGAUUGAGCAGUCUCUUCAAAGCUUAACAGGAGUGUCUCCCGGUGAAGGCAUGGGAGCAACAAUGUCGGAUGAUGAAGAUGAACAAGUAGAGAGCGAUGCUAAUAUGUUCGAUGGAGGCUUAGAUGUGUUGGGGUUUGGUCCUCUGAUUCCUACUGAGAGCGAGAGAUCAUUGAUGGAACGAGUUAGACAAGAACUCAAACAUGAACUCAAACAGGGUUACAAGGAGAAAAUAGUAGACAUAAGAGAGGAGAUACUGAGGAAGAGAAGAGCUGGGAAGUUACCAGGAGACACCACCUCUGUUCUCAAAGCAUGGUGGCAAUCUCAUUCGAAAUGGCCUUACCCUACUGAGGAGGAUAAGGCGAGGCUGGUGCAGGAGACGGGUUUGCAGCUAAAGCAGAUAAACAAUUGGUUCAUCAAUCAGAGAAAGAGGAACUGGCACAGCAAUCCAUCUUCUUCCACGGUCUUGAAGAACAAACGCAAAAGCAAUGCAGGUGACAAUAGCGGAAGAGAACGUUUCACGUAGAAAGACGAACAAGUUAUAUAUCAAAGUGUUUCGGGAGCUGGAUUGGAUGGGAUUCAAAAGCAGGGUUUAGAGGUUUUGAAGAAGAAGAAGAAGUUGGCGGCUAUACAGAGAGUGGACAGUAUUAGAAAGUAACUUUUUGUGCGUAGCAAGUAGUUUGGUUAAGUGAUAUGCCAUAUAUUUAUUAGUAAGUACACAAACCAAAACCAAAAAGAUGAAAAAAGAAGAAGAUUCAGGCUUUUGUUUAUUGUUUCUUUUAAUGGGAUUGCUUGUCUGCAUGAGUUUUAUUAUUAACCAUCAGAUAAUCAUAUCAUCGUAAUGUCUUGUGAAUAAAAUAGUGGGCGUGUAACGCGUGAGAGCAUUUGGUGGAUGCAAAGUUUUUACUUUU